Camellia sinensis is the source of this 799-nucleotide messenger RNA. NCBI's taxonomy places the organism in Eukaryota, Viridiplantae, Streptophyta, Magnoliopsida, Ericales, Theaceae. The record is from RefSeq and is a predicted model, not a curated record.
UGUAAAACUAUGCUCUAUGGUGGUUCUUAAUGUUGGUGCACGGUGUGCAUGUUAAUAGUGUGGGAUGGUGGACACAAUGGAAUACAAGUCCAUUUCACGGACAUCAAAGAUUUGGUGCAGCAGAACUCCAUACACGGCAAUGUAAUCGAUGCGUACGCUGCAAUGUUGACUGAAAUGCAUAAGAUGGUAUCUGGAAGGGCAGAAUAUGUUGGGGCAUCGUACAUUUACACUAGUGUUUGUUCGGAUAUGAUGCGAAACAGUAGUGCUGUUUCCCGAGCGAAGUAUUUGAAUGUUCACAUGAAGGCUGCACGAGGUUGCAGAUACACAGUAAUCCCAAUCUACAAUGCCAACCAUUGGACAGUCAUGGCGUGCGAUUCAGAAAGUGGGAAUUGGAAACAUUACAACUCGAUGCGGCCAAGACGUGGAGUGCGCGAUGAGCACUACAAUGAGGCUCUAAAAGUGAAACAAUGGGUGGCUGAUCACCACAACAAAUUUGUGAAGCCUCGAGUUACACCUGCAGCUGUUGGCGCACAGCUGUUUGAUGGCAGUUUUGUAUCUGUUGUGGAUUGCCCACAACAAGUUCCAGAGUCGUCGGAUUGUGGGAUUUUCGUGUGCUUCAUAAUCAGGCAGUACAUUCGUGGUGCAGAAGUGAAUACUUCGAUGGAUGGGCUAACCCCAACUGGGCUACGAGCUGCAAUGGUGGAAAUGUUCUUAAGUGACCCGGGCAGUGGACUCCGUGGGAGGACAUUAUAACAAGUUGAGAAGACAUUUCCCAGUGCGCAAGUUGCAACAACAGCAU